UGUCCGGUAGACGCGGAGGGGGAGGAGAGAGAGAGAGAGAGAGAGAGCUCCACUGCAGUUGCUGCAGAGCUUUUCAGUGGAACGAGCGAAGGUCGCAGAAGGGGAAUUUCGUGGAGGAGGAGGAAGAGACGAGCGAGAGAGGAGAAGGAUGUCGUCGUUGUUGCAGUCAUUUCUCGAUCCGAAGAAGAACUCGUCCGCAGCUCAUCACGUGAAAGCCGCCCUCUCCCGGCGCCUCCGCAACUGUGGGUAUAGAUGUAAUGAGGUAGAGUCCAAAGAGGUUUUCAAUCGGCUGCCGAGAGAGACUGUGGAUGCUCAGAACCAUGGCCUCAAGCGUGCCAUGGAUCUCUCCGCAAGCCCUGGGUUCCUCCCCCAAAAUCUGCAGGCUAUGCAAACUCCAUUCAGAAGCUCCCUGCUUGCUCAUGUAAAGAAGGAAGCAGGACAAAUUCCUGUCUUCCAUCAGGCUCGCUUUUUCUCUUCGGGGGCAGCAGAACAGAAACAUAGUGAUCCAACUGAUACUAAAAUGAAUAUCCUUCGGCCGCUAUCUCCUCAUCUUCCUGUCUAUAAGCCACAGCUUAAUUCGACGCUCUCAAUUACCUUUAGGAUCUCAGGGAUGUUCCUGUCCGCUGUUGUUUUUUCCUUCUAUCUCAUCUAUCUGAAAAUGGGUCCGAUCUGCCUCUCCUUCAAUAGCUUCUACCAGUUCUUGUUCUACUCAUCGAAGCUCCACCUGGUAACCCUUGAGCUGUCUGCUUUAGCCAUUGCAUAUCAUAUCUGGGGCGGGAUCCGUCAUCUGCGGCAGGAUUUCGGGGGACUCAGAGGAAAAAGAUUGAAGUGACUGCAAGAGUUUCACCGGUCUCAUGAAAUAAACCGGGGGAUUGCUUGUCUUAUGAAAUAAGUGUAUAAGCUGCGAUUGCUCUUUUGUUCAAAACCUAUAUCAGGCUAUAGACUUAUGCACGCAUCUCCCUGGCAGGAAGGAACCAUUUUCUUCGGGACGGGCCUAAAGCGGGGUUCCACUGUUUUUCUUGAAUCUGUUUGUACAAGCUGUGAAUUGUGGUUGGCUUUCCUAGUUUUUUAAUUUACUAGAGUUCGAGUGUGACAUUCGGGGGACUUGGUGCAUGCCAUCUAAUUCGGCGAAUGUCAGAUGAUUUUAUUUCUUGUUCUUCCGUCA
Molecule: messenger RNA, 1165 nt
Organism: Punica granatum (pomegranate)
Lineage: Eukaryota; Viridiplantae; Streptophyta; Magnoliopsida; Myrtales; Lythraceae
Source: RefSeq, a predicted model, not a curated record